This is a messenger RNA of Mesoplodon densirostris (Blainville's beaked whale), 863 nucleotides long. RefSeq names its product rhophilin associated tail protein 1 like (gene ROPN1L). Bases 142 to 831 code for a protein of 229 amino acids. The record is from RefSeq and is a predicted model, not a curated record. NCBI's taxonomy places the organism in Eukaryota, Metazoa, Chordata, Mammalia, Artiodactyla, Ziphiidae. The transcript has 6 exons.
GAAGCAGUAGCGGCGGUUUGCGCUCCAGUUGCCAGGUCGCGGCCGUUGCUAGAACUGGCGGUCGGUCCUCAUUUUCCAAGGAGCCCGAGGAGGAGCGCCCACCUUGAUUCUUCCCAGCUUGGUCCUGGUCUGCGGAGAGCGAUGCCGCUUCCCGACACCAUGUUCUGCGCGCAGCAGAUCCACAUUCCCCCGGAACUGCCAGACAUCCUGAAGCAGUUCACCAAGGCUGCGAUCCGCACCCAGCCCACCGACGUGCUACAGUGGUCCGCGGGGUAUUUUUCAGCUUUGUCAAGAGGAGAUCCACUUCCUGUAAAAGACAGAAUCGAAAUGCCCGUGGCCACUCAGAAAACAGACACAGGCCUGACUCAAGGACUUCUUAAAGUUUUGCACAAGCAGUGUAGCCACAAGGAAUAUGUGGAAUUAGCAGAUCUUGAGCAGAAAUGGAAAAAUCUGUGCCUGCCAGUAGAAAAAUUCAGAGCUCUCUUGCAGUUGGAUCCUUGCGAAAACAAGAUCGAGGGGAUAAAAUUUUUAGCACUUGGAUGCAGCAUGCUUGGUGGGUCAUUGAACACUGCGAUGAAGCACCUGUGUGAGAUCCUGACCGCUGACCCCAAGGGGGGGCCUGCGCGCAUCCCCUUUGAGACUUUCUCCUACGUCUACCGUUACCUGUCGGGACUCGACUGGGAUAUACCUGCAUCAGACACGGAGUCCUACCUCUCCUCUCUGAAGGACAGCAUAGACUCUAGAAAGAAUGGCAUGAUAGGACUUUCAGAUUUUCUUCGUUCUAAAGAGGAAAAUGUAGAAAACCUCGAAAAGAAAACUCAGAAGACAUAGGCCAUUAAUACAGAGAAGAACACAUUUUAAUG